This is a messenger RNA of Sarcophilus harrisii (Tasmanian devil), 1866 nucleotides long. It is a transcript of the gene CIMIP4, whose product is annotated as testis expressed 33. NCBI's taxonomy places the organism in Eukaryota, Metazoa, Chordata, Mammalia, Dasyuromorphia, Dasyuridae. The record is from RefSeq and is a predicted model, not a curated record. The transcript has 6 exons. Bases 270 to 1160 code for a protein of 296 amino acids.
AUCACAUUGCACCAAUCAUUGUGCUGUGGGAUUAUCUAACAUGAUGGGCCCAGGGAGGAGGGACACUGUAACCACUUCCUUUCCAUCAAGAAGCACCUCUGCUUGAGACCCACAUAAGGCUCCCUCAGAAGAGACUUGUGUGCAGAUGGGAGCCCUCAGCCUCAGGGAGACCAGAGAACGAGAGGGACAAGGAGAAGAAGAUUGAGUUGGAGGUGUCUGCCUCUCCUGGGUGAGCCUGGGGAAGAGUCUUCUCAGAUCAGUCCACAAUAAUGGGGGAGAAGGUCCCUGAACCAAUGAAGGAUUUGAAUCUGGAUGUAAAGGACACAGGAAAAGGAGGAGCAGGUGUGGCCCAUGGGUCCAGGCCUCCAACAAACAACCAGAGGUUGCUCCAGAAAGACAAUGGCCGUCAAUUCGGGAAAGGAUCCAGGACUCCCGCGGACCAAUUCCAACCCAAGAAUGAAUCACCUCCUCCAGGGUCUCCCCCAACAAGAGACAGCAGUACGAAAAGUAGCAGCCGGCUGGGGACAACUCAUUCUGGGGAAGCAAGGUUGAGUACUGGGUCAUCUGAGGGGAGGGUUAGCCCAAACCAGGAACCAAUCACCACCAGGAAAAUUUGGUCAAGAGGCUCCUCUAAGUCAAGUAAGAUGAGCUCAAAAGAGGAGCUGCAUUCUUCCAGUGGAGCAGAGGAGGGCAAGGUGUUCAAGCCCGAAAGGGACAGCAGCCCCAUCAUUGAGUGCCAGGUUGGUAGGCUUGGCAGAACUCCCAGCUGCAUCCCCAACAACAUCCGGCACAAGUUUGGGAGCAACACAGUGGAUCAGCUGGUGACUGAAGAGCAGGCUCGAAGGGCCCUAUGUGAAGUGAUCGAGGGACAGAAGCGGGUGAGCAGCCGUGUGAGCAAGCCUUCUCAGAAUUCCAUGGAAAACUCACCAUUUGCAGAUUAUUAUGAGCUGGGAUACAAUAUGAGAUCCAACAUAUUCCAAGCCUCCAGGGCCCGCCUGCCAGAGCUUCCCAUUAUCCAGCAGCGCCACGCUAAGUAUCUUGCUUUUGGGAUACAACUGGGCUUCUGGAAACCAAAAGUCACUCACCUUCCUGACCUUCCCAAAAACUACGUAAGCCCCACAGAGUUUGGCAGGCAAAAAUGGCCUCUCUUGCCAUUCUGAUUUUUGAACCUCAUCAUUCUUCUCCUGUCCUAGAAUAUAAUAUAGAGCCAUAAAUACUCUAAAGCUUAUGGGUCGCUGUGUCUCCUCUUUCCAAAUGUUCAGACUCCCUCCCUGUCUAGCAUUCCCGCUCCCAGUUAUAAACUGAACCUGUCUCUAGUCCUCCCAUGAUUCCAUACUCCUAAUUUUCUCUUUUCCCUUCCUCCCCAUCCCUAACACACACAUACACCCACCAGACUCCUUGAAGGCAAGAGACUCCUUGAAGGUAUUUUCAGAAACCAGCAGAGUAACGUCUCCCCUUGCCCACAAUAGAUAGUUAAGGAAUUGAGUUAAAUGACCAUGGGCUGCUGCCAGAGCAUAUAACCAGCUUUGUUAGUAGUGUUUACGUAAAAUUAGAGUAAGCAGAUUCAGAGGCAGAAAGAGCUUGAAAAGAGCUCUCCUAGAAAAAGAAAUGAUUGAUUCAAGUGGAGAAAGCAAGAUUAAACAGGGAAUUUGGGUUAGAAAAACUAGUUGGGGGGAGAAUUAAAAACAGGGAAUUUGGGUUAGAAAAGCUAGUCGGGGGAGAAGUAGAAACAGGGAAUUUGGAUUAAAAAAGUUAGUUGGGGGAGAACUAGAAACAGGGAAUUUGGAUUAGAAAAGCUAAUUGGGGGAGAAUUAGAAACAGGGAAUUGGAGUUAGAAGCAUAAUUGGACCCAGAAUUAGGGAUAAU